Melampsora larici-populina 98AG31 is the source of this 474-nucleotide messenger RNA. RefSeq lists its product as uncharacterized. Gene Ontology annotation, biological process: mitochondrial electron transport, NADH to ubiquinone. NCBI's taxonomy places the organism in Eukaryota, Fungi, Basidiomycota, Pucciniomycetes, Pucciniales, Melampsoraceae. The record is from RefSeq and is a predicted model, not a curated record. The transcript has 6 exons. Bases 1 to 474 code for a protein of 157 amino acids.
AUGUCUUCAAUCUCUCGUACUUUCAUCUCAAAACAAACACCAAUCAAUCAAAUUCUCAAACAAAAAUCAACUCAUUAUCAACCUUCAACUUCAACAGUUCUAUCUUGUCGAUCUAACUCUACUGAACCCUUAUGUAUCAUUAGGGUUCAGAAGGGCUCAUUCCAUCCUCAAACAUCUGGUCAAUCGCCUAAUCGAGUCACAACAUGGAGUAAGAAUCAAGGUGUAAGAUCCGAAGCUAUGAAAGGACCUCGAUUCGAACAAACCGCGAUGGAUUUACAACCUUUUCCUUUAGCUGCUAUUGAUUUGAUUCAUCAACAACCUAUCUCGAUGGUCUCUGGUCGAGUAGCUUCUUGUGAUGGAGGUGGUGGUGCACUGGGUCAUCCUCGGAUCUUUAUCAACUUGGAUAAACCUGGUUAUCAUCCUUGCUCAUAUUGCGGUUUGAGAUUUGAGCAAGAAGCCCAUGAUCAUCAUUAA